UGUUCAGAUCAUGCCUGAAACCACCGUCAAAGCGCCCAAGAAGGGCUCAAAGAAAGCCGUGUCUAAGAGCGUCAGUAAGAGCGGCAAGAAAAAGAGGAGGACCAGGAAGGAGAGCUACGCCAUCUACGUGUACAAGGUGCUGAAGCAGGUCCACCCCGACACCGGCAUCUCGUCCAAGGCAAUGGACAUCAUGAACUCGUUUGUGAGCGACAUCUUUGAGCGCAUCGCCGGUGAGGCCUCCCGUCUGGCUCACUACAACAAGCGCUCCACCAUCACUUCCAGGGAGAUCCAGACCGCCGUCCGCCUGCUGCUGCCCGGUGAGCUGGCCAAGCACGCAGUGUCUGAGGGCACCAAGGCCGUCACCAAGUACACCAGCUCCAAGUAAAUGUGCUGACAUGUGAUCAUCAACACAACGGCUCUUCUAAGAGCCACCCACUUUAUCUAAAGACAUACCGUCUGGUGUGUGAGAAUAAGAAACGAAGUUAAAGGUAGAAAAGUGUAUAAAUAUGGAGUUAAUUAUUUUUUCUGAUUUUUUUUUUUUGUCUGAACAACAUAAUGGUGGUAGUAGAAAUGCUGACAGGGAGGAGGGCGAGCGCACAGACAAACCACUUGCUAACAAUCUCUCUGCUAAAAUGUCGAGUACAGAGUGAGUCACAGAAACAAAACAUCUGGUAAACAGAAGUGUAUAUAAAGGAGCACGGAGAAAACCAAGAAACUACAGAGCACUCAAAGCACUCAGCACCAAAACAGCAGCUCAGUUGCUGUCCAAGGUCCUGUUUCAUGGCAUCACUGAGUGA
This is a messenger RNA of Epinephelus lanceolatus (giant grouper), 797 nucleotides long. The record is from RefSeq and is a predicted model, not a curated record. NCBI's taxonomy places the organism in Eukaryota, Metazoa, Chordata, Actinopteri, Perciformes, Serranidae.